AGCUGUAGGGCUUGUCCAAGAUCUCUUUUGCGAUGGCAGAGAUCAUGGCCCACGUCCCAAGAUAUGUCAGUAAGAGUGCUGUAAGCAUCUGUGUCGCCUUGCUGUUCUGCACCCAAUCUGCCGAAAAAUGCUUCAUUCCUUCCUUGUUUCGGAGGAAAUUAUGGCUCCCUGACACCCUAUAAUAGAUGCAUCUUUCCACCAUUCUACACAUUCCAUUUUCUUGCGCAUUCACGAAAUCCAACCACAUCAACAACUGGAAGUGAAGGGUCUCACUUCCAAUCUCAGCAUUAAGGACGAGCGACUGCUUAACUUCACUAAUAUCAGCUUAAUCAGUUCAGAUAUCGAAGUACGGUAGCGAAGAUGGCUCAGCAGAGGAUUGGAUCCUUCCUAGUCAUGGCAAUGAUUCUCUGCACUCAAGCGAGUGCCCAAACCUUCGGUCCAGUAGCAGCACCUUCCCCAGGUGUCACUGCACCAGUCUCAGCACCUUCUGCAGUCCCGACCGUUGCCCCCACGGUCGUGCCCACUCCCAUCGCCGCCCCAGUAUCAGCCCCGAUGGUGCCACCGCCAACUGUUGCCCCCGUUACUGCACCUGCAGUGGCACCCGUGGUCGCCCCCGUCGUCGCACCAGUUGCUUCCACCCCUGCAGUAGCACCUGUAGUAGCACCUGUGGUUGCACCAACUGUUGCCCCCACCCCCGCCUCAGUGCUACCACCCGCCUCUACAUUCGCUCCAGGACCUGGACCAGUGGAGGCCCCAAAUAGCGCUGGAGUGACGGUUGGUUCCGCUGGCUGGAGAACACUGGCUAUGGCUUCGGGUGUCGCUUUGGUCGCUGCUGCGUUAUAAACUCGCAUGAUGGUGUAGCAGAAUGGGUAGUCUGAACGUAGUUUAGCGACUCCCACGUAAUAAGUCCUAGCUUUAGACCGUUCAAUUCAUGGAGCUAGAUAGGCUCUCGACAUUUUGAUUGCGGGUGCGCGUUUCGAGAUUCUCAACUCGUUCUGCAUCUUACCAGAAGAAGAGAUAGAGGCUUCGAACCUUCUGGCAGAGAAAGCGCUCGAGCAAAACAAAAGUUUUGAUAUGUACUCAUGAUCAAUCAUGGAUUGUUCAUAGCUUACCCCUGGUCCAUUCCUUCCUGCAGGCCGGGCGAGAUUUCAAUAACAAAACGAAUAUGAAUUUUGAAUUCUCCUUUUGC
Molecule: messenger RNA, 1189 nt
Organism: Marchantia polymorpha subsp. ruderalis
Lineage: Eukaryota; Viridiplantae; Streptophyta; Marchantiopsida; Marchantiales; Marchantiaceae
Source: the annotation of a GenBank genome assembly